This is a messenger RNA of Caenorhabditis remanei, 321 nucleotides long. RefSeq lists its product as uncharacterized. Gene Ontology annotation, cellular component: SCF ubiquitin ligase complex; cyclin-dependent protein kinase holoenzyme complex. The record is from RefSeq and is a predicted model, not a curated record. NCBI's taxonomy places the organism in Eukaryota, Metazoa, Nematoda, Chromadorea, Rhabditida, Rhabditidae. The coding region runs from base 1 to 321 and encodes 106 amino acids. The transcript has 2 exons. Gene Ontology annotation, molecular function: histone binding; cyclin-dependent protein serine/threonine kinase activator activity; ubiquitin binding. Gene Ontology annotation, biological process: regulation of mitotic cell cycle.
AUGGACGAUAUCUACUAUUCUCCUCGAUACGAAGAUGAUCAGUAUGAAUAUCGUCACGUCAUUCUUCCUCAUGAUCUCGCAAAACAAAUUCCCAGAGAUAAAUUACUGACAGAAGGCGAAUGGAGACGUCUCGGAGUCACACAGUCUCUCGGAUGGGAACAUUAUAUGAUCCAUAAUCCAGAAAAGCACAUUCUUCUGUUCCGCCGUCAACGCAAUUUUACGAAAGAAGAUGAGGAAAGAGCAAAGGAAAGAUUGUUGAGAGAACUUGAUGCUUAUGAAAGAUUCCGAAGAAAUCAAAUGGGAAGAUUGAAUUAUGAAUAA